AUGCCUUCCCCAGCAGCAGGAAAGGGUGACACCCCCCGCACCCCUACUAAGCUCGGACGAAAGCCACAAUCAUCUGCCCCAAAGCUGAACAAGCCUCAGCAAGGCAAGUCGGAGGACUCCCCCACCCCCGAUGUGCCUGAGCAAGCAGAGGAUGUAAAGCAGCAAGGACAGGAGAAGGCCGAGGACGCGAAGAGUCAAGCGCAAGAUACCGCCGAGGACACCAAGCAGAAGGGUGAGGAAGCUGCCCAAGACACCAAGGGCAAGGCGGAAGAGGCUGCUGAGGACACCACUGGCAAGGUUUCACAAGCUGGAGAUGAACUCGAGCAAGCCGACCCCAAGCCGAUCGACGACGACAACGACGCUGACGAGGAGGCUGACGAUGACGAUGACGCCACACACAAGGCUGGAGACGACGCGGAAGACACCGCUGAGGACACCGCCGACAACACAGAGGACGAUGCAACAGAAACCGCCAGCAAGGCUGCUGAUACCGGCAAGCAGGCUGGUGGAGGUGCAUUGAGCGGUGCCCGCGGUCUCGCUGGCCGCGCAUCCAACCUCGCUGGCAAGGCUAAGCAGGACCCUCAAGGAGCUGCUCAGGACGCCGGCAACGACGUUCAGGAGGGCGCCCAAGAGACAGCGGAAGAUGCGCAGGAAACUGCGGAAGACACCGCUGAGGGUGUUGAGGAUACCGCUGAAUCUGCCAAGGAUACCGCACAGUCCAAGGCUGGUGACGCGAAGGACACUGCUGAAGACACUGCUGAAGACACUGCCGAGGACGCCGCUGAGGAUGUCGAAGGCACUGCAGAAGAUGCAACCGAAGACGCUCAGAGCAAAGCUCAGGGCGCAACCGACGAUGCCCAGAGCAAGGCUCAGGAUGCUACCGACGGCGCCAAGGACGCAGCCGAGGAUGCUACCCCCGACCUGAGCAUGCUUAAGGGUCUCGAAGUUGACGAGGAUGGCAUGAUUAAGAACGCGGACGGCAGGAACGUCGGACGCCUUGUUGAAGGUGAUGCCGAGGACCUCGCUGGUUACCCCAUCGGUGACAACGGCGAGAUCCUUGACGACGAUGGCGAUCUUGUCGGUCGUUGCGAACUUACACCUGAGAUGGCGGAAGAGCAGGCUAAUGAAGCCGUUGACGCCGGUGACAAGAUGCCAAACAUCAGCAUCUUGAAGGGCCUUACCGCCGACCGAUCUGGUCAAAUCCUCAAUGAGGAUGGUGACUUUGUCGGUCACCUCGUUGACGGCGACCCGUCCGCGAUCCAGGGCAAGGAGUUCAACGAGAACGGUGAGAUCCUUGACGAUGAUGGCAAUGUCAUUGCCAAGGCAGAGCUCUCCCCUGAAGCCGCCGAUCUCCCUGCAUACCAGCAAGACGAUGAUGAGGAGGACGAAGAGGAUGGCGGCGCUACUGAGGGCGUCACUGAUGCCGCUGACCAAGCCAAGUCCACCGCCGAAGACAUCAAGGACGGUGCUGAGGAGAAGGCUGCUGACGUAGAGGACGAGCUUCCUGGCGUUGAGGCCCUUGAGGGCAUGGAGAUCAACACCCAAGGAGAGAUCCUCAACGAUGAUGGCGAGGUCGUUGGCAACGUUGCUGACGGUGAUCUUGAGAACAUCGACGACGUCAAGGGCCUCACUGUCAACGACAAGGGUGAGGUUGUUGACAAGGACGGCAACGUUCUCGGCACGGUCGAACUCGCUGAAGGCGCUGCCGACAAGCUGAAGGAGUCUGCUUCCGGUGCUCUCGACACCAGAAUCUUGGAUGGCCUCAAGGUCAACAAGAAGGGCAAGGUCCUUGAUUCUGAUGGCGAGGAGAUUGGUGAGCUCAAGGAAGGAGAGCUCAGCGACUGCGCUGGCAAGAAGAUCAACGACCAGGGCGAGGUCCUCGAUAAGGACGGCAAUGUCAUCGGCAAGGUCGACGUUGUCCCUGGUGAGGCCGCUUUCACUGCCAUCAAGGAGCUCAAAGAGCAACUCGGCGAGACUGAGGAAGGCGAGGAAGAGCAGGGCGAAGAAGAGGAGGGUGAGCCUGAGAUGAAGGAGAUCACCCCCGACAUCGACGAGCUUGAGGGCUUUAAGGUCAACAAGAAGGGUCAAGUCCUCGAUGAGGAAGGCGACCCCAUUGGUGAGCUCACCGAGGGUGACCCUGCCAAGUGCGCUGGCAAGAAGAUCAACGAGAAGGGCGAGGUUGUCGACAAGGACGGCAACGUGCUUGGCAAGGUCAAGGCACUGCCCAAGAUGGUUGAGGCUUCUGAAGUUCCAGAACCCGAGGUCAAGGAAGUUGAAGUCACCCCAGACAUCAACGAACUUGAGGGUCUCAAGGUCAACAAGAAGGGCCAGGUUCUUGACGAAGAGGGCGAGCCUAUUGGUGAACUUUCCGAGGGCGAUGCCUCCGAGUGCGCUGGUAAGAAGAUCAACGAGAAGGGUGAGGUUCUUGACAAGGAUGGAAACGUUAUUGGCAAGGUCAGGGCCCUCUCCAGGAUGGUUGAGCAGCGAAUCGACGAGGCUGAGGAUGCUGCCGAAGAUGCUGGAGAUGCUCAAGACGCCGCCGAGGAUGCUCAGGACGCCGCUGAGGACGCCGCCGAGGAUGCGGAAGACGCUGCGGAAGACGCCCAAGACGACGGCCGUCCGCCUCUGUCCAUCCUUGAUGGCCUUACCGUCAACAAGUCCGGCAAGCUCAUCGACUCCAACGGCAACAUCGUUGGUGAGCUCACCGAAGGUGACGCGAAGAAGCUGUCCAAGUCUGGCACUACCUGCGAUGCCGAAGGUCAGUUCUGGGACAACAAGGGCAAGGUCAUUGGCCGCGCCCAAACUAUUCCCCAGGAAGAAGGCGAGGAGGAAGCUCCCUUCGCUGGCCUUGACGGCCUUGUUGUUGUCAAGGAUGGCUUUGUCGAAGAUGACAAGGGCAACCGCGUCGGCCAGGUCGUCGAGGGAGACGCUAAGAAGCUCGUCGGUCGUUCCGUUGACGAAGACGGUGAUAUCCUUGAUAAGAAGGGAUCAGUUGUCGGCCACGCCGAACGUUACGAUGAGCCCGAAGAGGAGGCUCCUGAGGAGGAGCAGCCCCAGGACUUGUCUAUCCUUGAUGGUAAGACCGUCAACAAGCAAGGCAACGUCAUCGGAGACGAGGGUGUGCCCAUUGCCCGCCUCGUCGAAGGCAACCCCAAGGAACUUUCCGGCCGCAAGAUCAACGAUGAAGGCCUCAUCUUCAACGACAAGGGUAAGCAGAUCGGUCGUUGCGAGCUCAUCCCCGAGAACGAGCGUGAAAGCAAGCCCGAAGGAAUCUUCGCUGGUCUUGAGGGUCUCCGCGUCAUCCAAGGCGGCAUGGUUGCUGAUGAAGAUGACAACACUGUUGGCAGGAUUGUUGAGGGCAACCCCAAGCGUCUUGUUGGCAUGGCUGUUGAUGAGGAUGGUGACAUUCUCGACAAGUACGGCAAUGUCAAGGGCCAUGCUGAGCCUCUUGAGGAUGAAGAGGAGGAGGAGCCCGCCGACCUUUCAAUUCUCGACGGCCUCACCUUGAACAAGCAAGGAUACCUUGUCAACAGCGAAGGCAUCCCUGUCGGAAAGCUCGUCGAAGGCAACCUUGCUGAGCUCGCCGGACGCAAGUCUGAUGGCGAUGGUCUUAUCCACGGUGACACUGGCAAAGUUGUCGGUCGCUGUGACAUCAUCCCUCCCAACGAGCGUCCCGAGCGCAAGGAGGGCCCAUUCGCCGGCUUCGAAGGACUCCGUGUCGUCAAGGACGGAUUUGUCGACGACAACGACGGCAACCGUGUUGGUCAGCUCACCGAGGGUGACCCCAAGAAGCUUGUUGGUCACUCAGUCGAUGAGGACGGUGACAUCAUCGACAAGUACGGUAACGUCAAGGGUCACGCUGAGCCAUGGUCCGAAGAAGAAGAAGAGGAAGUCGAUCUCUCCGCUCUUGCAGGCUGCACCGUCAACAAAGCUGGCAACGUCGUCGACUCCAGCGGAUCCAUUCUUGGUCGCGUUGCUGAGGGUGACCCAACUGCCCUCGCCGGCAAGAAGGUUGACGGCAAGGGCCAGAUCUGGGACAACGAAGGUAACGUCAUUGGACGUGCUGAGCUUGUCCAUGGCCAGAACGGAGGACCCGAGGGCCCCUUCGCUGGCUUCGACGAAGCCACUGUUGUCAAGGACGGUACUGUCCAGACACCCUCUGGUGACAUCAUCGGUCGCAUUAUCGAGGGUGAUGUUAAGAAGCUUGUCGGCCACAAGGUCGAUGAGGAUGGUGACAUCAACGACAAGAACGGCAACGUUAUUGGAAAGGCCGAGCGUUGGGAGCCCGAGGAGAAGGAGCGCCGCAUCAACCCCAUGUCUGGCAUGCGUGUCAACAAGGAGGGUGAGGUACGUGACGAGAACGGCGAUCUUCUUGGUCGUCUCACUGCUGGUGACCUUGGUCACUGCGCUGGUCUCGAGAUUGAUGACAACGGCUAUGUCAUCGACAACGACGGCAACAAGGUUGGUGAGGUUACUCUCUUGGAGAACAUCCAGGAUGAGGAGGAGAUCCCAGAGGAUGAGACCGACGAGGAAAGGCAGCGUCGUGAGGACUCCGAGCUGGCCAAGAAGAUGUCAGCUAUCUGCGAAGACACUCUUCAGCGUGUCCAACCUGUCAUGAAGCAGAUCACUGAGUACAUCGAGCAAGCCGACCGCACACCUCGCGACGAGCUCGACGAGGAGGAGCUUGUCAACAACGUCAAGCCUCUCAUCGAGGAGGGUUCUCGCAUUCUCAACGAAUGCAAUGGCUCGCUCCGCGGUCUCGACCCCGAUGGCCGUAUCGCUGCUCAAGCCAAGGGCCGUCAGCAAACCGGCGAAGCCUCCCCCGAGGAGUACAAGCUGGCCGACAACCUCAAGGAGCUUACUACGUCUGUCGUUACCACUAUCGACAACGCGAAGAAGAAGAUCUCCGACAUGCCCCACGCCAAGAAGAAGCUCAACCCUCUUUGGUCCCUGCUCACCGAGCCCCUCUUCCAGAUCAUCGCUGCUGUUGGUCUGCUGUUGACGGGUGUACUAAACCUUGUUGGCAAGCUGCUCAACGGUCUGGGCCUCGGUGGCCUUGUCAAUGGACUGCUAGGUGGCCUUGGUAUCAACAAGCUACUCGGCGGUCUGGGCCUGGGCGGCCUGGGCGACAUGCUCGGAGGCGGCGACGACAAGAAGAAAAAGAAGGGUGGCAGCGGCCCCAUGAGCAUGGUCGGUGGCCUGCUCGGCAAGAAGUAG
This is a messenger RNA of Alternaria atra, 5217 nucleotides long. RefSeq lists its product as uncharacterized. The transcript is spliced from 2 exons. NCBI's taxonomy places the organism in Eukaryota, Fungi, Ascomycota, Dothideomycetes, Pleosporales, Pleosporaceae. The record is from RefSeq and is a predicted model, not a curated record. The coding region runs from base 1 to 5217 and encodes 1738 amino acids.